AAUGCAUUACACUUUAUUGUUGCUUAUUUGUGAAAUUAUAUACGUUAAAGCACUAUUGUGUACUGAAUAAUCUUCCAUUUUAAGCUAUGUAUUUAAAUUAGACAAUCCCAAUGCUUCAAAUAAUGAAUGGAAUUAUCAAACUAUAACAUGUAUUAAUCAAUAUUUAAUAUUAGAAUUUGGACAAUGUAAAUAGGGAAUAACAACAGAGACUAAGAAUUUUGAAGUUUCAUAGGUGAGUUUACUAAGUCAAAAGAUAAGUUUAGAUGUUUAAGAAAUGAUUGAAUUAGUGAUGAAUAAUACCUCAGAACCAUAAGCAAAAUAUAAGACAAAUUAAAUCAAAUUGACAUCAUGGGGAAUCAACAAUAUUGCUAGAUAUGAAUCUCAAUACUUUACAAUAGGAUUAGCAGAACAUAAUUUUGAUUUUUGGACAUAAGUUCCUGAUGCUGAGAUUUAAGUAUAUUUCAUUUAGGAUCAACUUUAUUAAUAAUGUGAAACUGAACCUCUUUAUGCAGUAUUAUCAAUACCAAUAUAUGGACUGACAGAGACAUAGGAUAUUAGAUAUGCAAUAAACAUGAACAUUUCAAAAAAUCUUGAUGUAACCACAUUUUUUAAUUUCAAAUAAAACAUACUUGGUGCUUACUAUUCAGAUAUGAGUAGCUUUGUGUCCUAUAAAGCAUCACUUAAUAUACCGUAAUGAUUUAGUCAUAUGAUAUCAUAGACCAUGUGAGGAUGCAAAUUGGUUUGUUUUGACACAACCUUAAUUCAUUAAAGUUGAAUUAUUGAAGAGGUUAUUAGAAUUAAAUACUUUGAAAAACUUAUAAAGAAUAAAUUUGGAUGGAAAACAUUUGAAUUUUAUAAAGGGAGUAAGAUAAUUGUUAUAAAAUUUUUAUAGAGAUUUAUUUAUGAAGGAGAGGAUGAUUUGAAGGAUUAUAAUGAUACUGUUGAAUGGGCUGCUACUUGGGUAGCCUCAAUAAUACCGUGUGUAUUUUUUGCAUUAAUUGUUUGUGUCUAUGGUUAAUAUGAACUUUCUAAUAUUGGGAGAUAUAAGAGACCUUAAGUUAAAUCACAUGAGGAAUAAGAAGCAUUACAAUAAGAUGAUGCAAUUGAUAAGAAACUUGCAUGA
Paramecium pentaurelia is the source of this 1123-nucleotide messenger RNA. The record is from the annotation of a GenBank genome assembly. Lineage: Eukaryota; Ciliophora; Oligohymenophorea; Peniculida; Parameciidae.